Molecule: messenger RNA, 1065 nt
Organism: Gongylonema pulchrum
Lineage: Eukaryota; Metazoa; Nematoda; Chromadorea; Rhabditida; Gongylonematidae
Source: the annotation of a GenBank genome assembly
AUGGGCGACCGUAUGUGUAUUGUCGGUGGUGGAGGCUAUUUUGGUCAGCAUAUAGCCAAAGAGUUGCAGCGAUACGGCCACCACACUGUGAUUCUAGAUAUCAAUUUUUGCGAUGUACCGGUAGUGAAACUGAACGAAUCUCAGACAACACGAAUAAAGGGUUCCAUGUUUGAUGUGAAGGUGUUGGACGAAGCGCUGCAUGACUGUAUAGCAUGCUUUCAUCUUGCAGCUUACGGAAUGACCGGAGGUGCUUCAAUGAACAAAGAAAUGAUUUAUCAAAUUAACGUGACCGGCACGGAACUGGUACUCGAACGGUGCCGGAUUAAUUGUGUACAAAAUUUUAUUUUUGCAAGUUCCAUAUGUGUUGUGUUCACUGAUCAGGAAUUGCACGAUGCCAAUGAAUCGGUCCCGUAUCCACACGAGUCAGAGUACUAUUCGCACUAUUCUGCAUCAAAAGCACUGGCCGAAAAGAUUGUAAUAGCUAAUGACUGCGACACCAUGAGAACAUGCGCUUUGAGGUUUCGAGGUAUUUAUGGUCCAGCUGAGCCACGAACAGUGCAACGGGCCAUUGCCAUGAGGCUGGCUGAAGAAGCUUUGAGACAAGGUAGAGCACGUGGAAAGGUUUAUAAUAUUGUCGAUGGCGGACCUCCAGUUGGCGCAUUCACUUUUUGGUUUCCACUCAUCAAAGCGCUCGGCAAGCCGUUGCCCACGUUCAAGAUGCCGUACCAGCUGAUGUUGCUGUUGGCCAUUUUGUUCGAAUAUUUGUAUCAAUGUUUUGGCCUGGAACCCUUAUUUACAAGAUUGGAAGUGAAUCUUAUGUCAAUAACCAAUACAUAUUCAAUCGAACGGGCUCAGCGUGAUCUCAGUUAUCAGCCAACCGAGAACCAUGACCUGUCUGAUGUUAUAAAUUAUCACAAAGUGUCGGACAGUAAUGUUUAUGACAGCGAUCCCAAGAAUACGGUACCAAAGAAGCAUGUAAAUGUUGUUUUACACAAUGGCACUGGUUUCUUCGUACUUGUGUCUUUUGUGAUAUUGUUUUGGAUCGCAAACUCUUUGUUUUUGUGA